CCGCCGCGCUUUUACCCGCGCUACGUGCUGCCGCUCGCCUUCGGCAAGUACUUCGCGUCCGUGUCGGCGCACGUCAGCAUCUGGAAGGUGCCCGUGUCCUACGCGCACACCGUCAAGGCCACCAUGCCCAUCUGGGUGGUCCUGCUGUCCCGGAUCAUCAUGAAGGAGAAGCAGAGCACCAAGGUGUACCUGUCCCUCAUCCCCAUCAUCAGUGGCGUCCUACUGGCCACCGUCACCGAGCUGUCGUUCGACAUGUGGGGUCUCGUCAGCGCCCUCGCGGCCACGCUCUGCUUCUCACUGCAGAACAUCUUCUCCAAGAAGGUGUUGAGAGACUCUCGGAUCCACCACCUGCGGCUGCUGAACAUCCUGGGCUGUCACGCCGUCUUCUUCAUGAUCCCCACGUGGGUUCUGGUGGACCUCUCGGCCUUCCUGGUCAGCAGCGACUUGACGUACGUGUCCCAGUGGCCCUGGACGCUCCUGCUUCUGGCUGUCAGCGGCUUCUGCAACUUCGCCCAGAACGUCAUCGCCUUCAGCAUCCUCAACCUCAUCAGCCCCCUGAGCUACUCUGUCGCCAAUGCCACCAAGAGAAUCAUGGUCAUCACGGUGUCCCUCAUCAUGCUGCGCAACCCGGUCACCAGCACCAACGUCCUGGGCAUGAUGACGGCCAUCCUGGGCGUCUUCCUCUACAACAAGACCAAAUAUGAUGCAAACCAGCAAACCCGGAGACACCUCCUCCCCGUCUCCACGGCUGACCUGGGCAGCAAGGAGCAUCUGCGGAGCCCGCUGGAGAAGCCCCACAACGGCAUCCUCUUCCCCCAGCAUGGUGACUAUCAGUAUGGCCGCAGCAGCGUCCUGACGGAUCACUUUCAGUACAGCCGCCAGAGCCAGCCGAACUCAUACGCCCUGAACCGCUACGACGUGUAGAGGCCACAGGCGCUGCGCUGCUUCCCCACGCCCGGCACGAUCACAGACACCCGGCCACCGGCGAGGAGGGGCGUGAGUGGCCAUCGCAGGGCCGAGGAUCCCGGCCCCCGUGGGCGGCAGGAUGUGACUGCAGCACCUUGGAUGCCACAGGCUCUGGGCAGAGGGACAGCUGAGGAGACCAUGUCGCCUGCUCUCCUUCCUGAAGUCUGUCGUCACAGAGCCUGGAUCCUGGGGAGCUCUGGGCCAGGCUUUACGUUUGUGUGUCAGAGUUCUUGUUUGGUUUUCUGGGUGACACGGAGGACCCUCUCAGGAGAAGUGGAAUCACUGUGGCUACAGACCUGGGAGCUGGGGACGUUUUGUAGUUGUGCGUGAUUUUAUGCCUUGGUCCUCAUGGAGGGACACAGCAGGACUGGUUUAUGGACUGGAAACCAUUUUGUUUCUGUGUUUAAAAAAGGAAAAAGUUCUACUGGAGGCGGCUGCCUGCUGUAUUUUGGCAAUAAGCGGGGAGCGAUGAAGUGUCGCGAAGCCUGUCCUCGGUGACCACAGUCGCCGAAGAUGGAGCGGAUGCCAGGCACCACAGUGUCCUGUGUAAUCAACCAGGCCACAGUGCUUUGCAUCCGUUUCUGUGCUGCGUUCACUUCGGGAUCUGAUCACGUCCUGGGUAACGGAGAAGGGACGAGCCUCAAGCUGGAAUCUGGUUUGCACAAUCAGACUCUUAGGCCAAGAGGAAGUUUGGGAACCCAGCACGCUGGCACACGCCUACAGUCCCAGCUGCUUGGGAGGCCGAGCCACGAGGAUCGUUGAGCCCAGGAGUUCCAGGCCAGCGUGGGCCACACAGCAGGACCCUGUCUCUAAAAAGAAAAGACAAGUUUGCAUCUUGGGAGAAUCACAGUAGGAAACCUGCAGGACCCAGGGUGCUGAGGUCUGAGUGGCAGCUCACCCCUGGCACCAUGAAGGACCGUGCCCUCUUGGAGGGACCACUGGCUUUGACUUGUGGGGUCUUUGGGGUACUUGCCCUCCUUCCUGUUCCCAGCUUCUGGCUGAACUGGGGACAGUGAAUCAGAUGGAGCAGCCAUCUGCCCCUCGUCUCCUGGCGAGCACGACAUUCCCCCGUUCGGAGAGGAAGUGACGCAGCUUGCGCUGACUCCUGGUGUGGCCGGGCGCUCUGUGCGUUUUGGUAAUUGGGAUUUUGUAUUUUGGGAGGCUGAGUUUGUCAGCUUCUUUUCCUGCUUGUCUGAGAGCUGACGCACUCCAGCCUCGGGAGGGUCUGCUUGUCCGUCUCGUUUGCUUGCUUUAUAAAUACUUUGGCCCAGGUUUUGAGACGAUUGUCGUGUGCAGGGAUCCUGGCUGGCCUUCCCUGAAGGCAUGGUGUCUGUCGAGUGACAAGAACCGGCAGAGCCACACUGAGAAGGUAUUAAUGGUAGUCGUGACGAUGGUGACCCUGUCAUUGAGCCCCAAGCAGCACUGGGCCUCUGCUUGGGUUUCAUGAAGUUUCUGCUGUUGCUGAAAUCUGUAUAUUGAUGUGUUUUCCUUUUCCACACAAGACCUGCUGGUGAGGGGAUGACCAGCUUGGGUUUCUACGGUUUCUAAAUGAAUAAAUGGGAUAUUUAAUUCUGUACAUAAACUUACAGCAAGUAUGUGCAGUGGAACGACUGUGACGAUCACAUCAGAACAAGACUCAGGGUCACGGUGGACAUUGGCCACCCAUGCCCCCAAGGCUCCCAGCCCCCGUUGGGUGUGACCGGCAGCACUUGGCCUUGCCCGCCUCCUUUGCUUUACGGACACGGAGGCCCUCAGGCCUCCAGGUUCACGAGUGUGACUUGGUGUGGGUUCUUAGACGGCUCUUUUUAGGUCACUCGUUACAGGGGGAAUCAGACCCUCCCUGGAGACAAGUUCAGUGAGUUAGAGUUCGGACUCCCAGAAUUUGCUGUGUAUGUGGUCUACAGCAGGCGACAUGUUGUUACCUGGGACAUACAGACCCGAACACCUUAAGGUCUUGCAACCUUUAGGAGCUAGAACUAAGUUGUCAUAGGACCUAAGAACCGUACCUUCGUGUUCCUGAGACUUCCGUGCUGUAGACCGUCCUGUAGAGUCACUGUGAUGGCUGGCACUUACCAAAAAUAAACGGUGUCUCCAGGGGACUGAGACUGCUCCCGGUUUGUCAUCGGGGUCUCUUUAUCAGUGGGCCUGUCUUCACCGUGCCCAGUAAUGAGGCCCAACAGGGAGGAAGUCACAAAGCACCUCCGUUCCCACGCCUGGCCAUCACACCCCGCCCCCAUUUUUUUCUUUUCCUUCUGAGCUGAAAAUUAGGCCUUGAUCUGUGGAAUCUGCGAUCUGGGGGUCGUGUGAUAAAACCAGAAUUACAGCUAAGGCGAAUGGCAAGUCUUUACUUAGCAGUGACAGAGAUCCAGGUCCGCCGUGGCAGCUGCACUCAGGAAGCACUGGGUGGAGGGACAGCAGCUGGCACUGAGCACCAUGACGGUGUGGUGGUGGGCGCCUCAGUCCUCUUAGGCUCCCCCUUACUGUUUUGGUUCUAGUUUUGUGAUGCCCCAGCCCCGCAUUGUUUUAGUCACCUCAUUUUCCAGGUGACAACUUGGGCCCCAGGGCAUCAGGUCCCUCUACUUGCCUGGAAUCACAGAGUCGUCCCCACCAGCGAGUGUCCUCCAGAUGGUGGAGGACGGAUGAGGUUCCUGCUAACACUACUGCCCACAUCUUUCUAUUUAGCUUGUAAUCCUGUUUUCAGUGAUUUACUGAACGAUUCGUUUGUGCCAAGUAACAGCGAUGGACAUGUGAGCCUACCCAGAAAGGCCACCCAGCUUAACUUAUGGACGGGUGACUUCGGAGACAGGCGCUGUUGGACGUACAGAAAAGACACACACGAGCAAAGUCCAGGCCAACCACUGAGGGCAGGGGGGGUGUUUUAUUUGAUUUGUAGUUACAGUCACAGCGGGUCAGGACCCAGCAGACAGCUGUCAGCCCAUUACACAGAACAUCAUGCUAGGCCCGUGCGACUGACACGGACCCCGGGAGUCUGUCUGGAUGGUAUGCGGACUAACAUCACUGCUAGGUAAACCCUGAAGCCUGUGUGGACGAUGCCAGAGGCCUGCAGGGUCAGGCCUAGUGGUGACCCUGUGGAGACUCCAGCUAGACACCAAAGUCCAAGUUCCGCUGGGACAAGCUCAGGAAUGUCCUCUGCCUUGCCUCCCUGAGGCGCCCCCUUAGUGACCAGGAGUCUGUUGGUGACCUGAAGUCAUAGUUGGAGCCCAGGAAUCCUACUUGUUGCAGGACGGAGGCCCUCUCCACUGCCCCUAGACCCAGCCUCUUCCUGGGACAGGACAGGACCGUGGCAGUCCCCAGACCACUGUAUGGCUCCAGCAUGCUGAUAGCAUGCGGUUCACACUGGGGCCACACUGAGGCCUCUGGUCCACAGGGGUCAGUCUCCUCAGCCAGCCAUGGCAUCUUUAAGUAUUGUCCGUGCUUUUUUAUGUUUGAAAAACUUGUUAAAGAUAAAAGAGUAUCUUUAAACGAUCCAAGUACUGAGGACACAAUCACAAUUUCCAGGCCGUAGCAGUAAGUGAACACACAGCUUAUCUCUGGAGAACCCAUCAGAACUGACACGCAGCUGCCUCAGGGAAGGUGACACACACAUUCUCUUUAAAAAACAAAUCAGCCAGGUGCAGGUGGCUCAUGCCUGUAAUCCUAGCUGA
Molecule: messenger RNA, 4631 nt
Organism: Castor canadensis (American beaver)
Lineage: Eukaryota; Metazoa; Chordata; Mammalia; Rodentia; Castoridae
Source: RefSeq, a predicted model, not a curated record